UAACAUUUUGUGGGAAAUACUAUAACAAUAUAAAGAUAAUUAUAUUAUAAAACUCAAUACAUAUCUAUAUAUUUGAUAUUUUAACAAACAGUUUAUAUGCUAAAUAAGAUUUAUAGAAUAUUCAAUUUUAUAUGAUAUUUUACUAUUACUAUUUGCAUAAAAUGGGAAUAAUUUACACAAUAUACUGAAUAGUUAGUGAAUACGAUUGAAUAUAAAGUCAGCUGAUCAACGUCGCGCAAUCGCAGUUACAUUACUGCAUAGGCGUAAAAGAAAAGCUAUUUUGAACGAAACAUAAGUUUACAGCUGUGUGUGCAUAAUUGAAAAGAAGUGAAUCAAAAGUAAAACGGGGAAAUUGGAUCAGAAUAGAAUAUUGGAAUAUCCGUUAAUUAUACGAUCAUCGAAAAAAACAGUGGAGAAUUUUAUUGCAUUACGCCAUGUUCGCUGAUGUGAGGAAAAUACAUCAGAUGUAUUGCAGAUUUCGUGCAAAAUGUCUAUGUUAGAAAUUUCUUAUGUGCUCCGAAAUGAUACUCACAUGUUUAUUCAAAGUAGCACAACGUUUAUUUUAACAUACAAGCCACAACGUGAUAAGUAAUCCAUUUAGUUGAGGAAGAAAACGAUAUGUAUGAAUAUCGUACAUGGUUUUUUUUAAACAUCUUUUUUUGGAUCCUGUAGAAAACUUCUAACGAAAAAUAUCGCUACCUUUCUGGAAACUAACGAUCUAUUUGUCAAUUAAUUGACAAACAUGUAUACAUUCAAACCAUUUGUGUUCAUGAAGCACGAAGCACAGAGUGUAGAACGUCCAAAAGCUAGAAGUGGGCAUAGAAUAGUCUGUGAUCAUAAGAACUUAUAUUCUUAUGGCGGAUUCAAUCCUUGUAUCUCUGAUACUGAUCCUGAUAUGCAAAAUGAUCAGACGUGGAUCUCUAGUAAACCACUCUUCAAGGAAGUUUGGAAAUUUAAUCUUGUUACACAACAAUGGAAACGCUUACCAGGUCAGGAUAACAUGCCCAAUGAAUUAGCAUCUAACGCAGUGAUUUUAAGAGGCAAUGCUCUGAUGGUUUAUGGUGGAACUGGUGUACCAUUUGGACAUAGUUGUAGCAAUCAUCUUUAUGUGUGCAAUGUUAACGAUGGUAGAAUGUAUAUAGUUCCUGCAAAGGGAGAUCUACCUGAACCUCAAUAUGGACAAGCUUUAAUAUGUCAUGGGUCAUAUUUAUAUACUGUUGGUGGUACUACAGGAUAUGAAUAUACUUGUGAUAUUCAUAGAUUUGAUCUUAGGACUGGUGUUUGGGAAACUGUUUACAUAUGUUCUGGAAGAGACCAGAGUGAACCUACGGGACGAUAUAGACAUGAAUUAGCUUUUGAUGGGAAACUUAUAUAUGUUUUGGGAGGUGGAACAGCUACAGAAGCAUUUGGUUUCUCAGAAAUUCCUGCCUUUGAUCUAGAAACAAAUAAAUGGAUAAUAUUAAACACAUAUAGUGAUAAUGAUGAUAAUACAGUACCAGAACCUAGACGAUGUCAUGGAUCGGUGCAGUAUACAGAUGAGAAAACAGGUGUCACGUCAGUAGUAAUCUCUGGAGGAUAUAAUGGAGAUCAUGUCUUCUCAGAUGUUUGGAGAUUAGAUUUAAAUCUACUACAGUGGACAUGUUUAAGAAAAUGUAUACUUCCCUGUCCUGUGUAUUUUCAUUCUGCAGCUCUUACUCCGGAAGGACGCAUGUAUACAUUUGGUGGUAUCAUUAAAGAAAAUAAUAAGGUUGUAAGGACAGAUGCAGUUCAUUCUGUUUGGUUGACAAUUCCUAAAUUAUCAGAAAUAUGUUGGCAAGCAUUAAUUCAUUACUGUCCAGACUUAAGGCACAAGUCACAAGAUGAAUUACUUCAUAUGGGUAUACCUCUUAAAUUUGUGCAAAGAAUUGAUUGGUAUGAUGCAUAAUAUUUAAGAACUUUUUUGAUAUUUGCUACUCAUUCAAAGCGUUACCACUCCAACCAUUGUUACCAGUUACUUAUUGCAUGAAUAUUGUAAUUGUUGAACAUUAUUGCCAUUAUUUAUUUACAAUAUUUUUAUAAAAGAGGUACAUAGUGUGUUGCGCAAUUAAUAUGACAAAUAUUAUCAAUGGAUCACUUUCUUCGAAUUUACUUAUAUCGUGCAAUAUUUUACAUACUGAAUGAAAUUUUACACAUAAAAUAUAUGUAUUAAAAACAGGAGGAAAAUUCAUAUAAACAUAUAUUUACAAAUGUAUACUAAUGUCAAAAAAAAAUUUCAAAUAAGUAUACUAAAGUUAAAUUUAAUUUCGAUAAAAAAGCGUUAUACAUUUUUUUUCUUUUUUUUUUUUUGUUCAUCGUGGCAAAUUGAAGUGAAGCUACAGUUUUUGGCAUACGUAUAAUGUAAAGUACAUAUAAUAUUUUUAAAAUCUUUCUAUUUUUUCUUUUCUUUAUUAUAAUUCGUGUACAUCUGCGAAUGAUCUAAAAUUGUAGACUCAAAAAAUUUAUAUAAAGUUUUUUUUACAUAAAAUUUUACUUAUAAAAAGAAAUGUAAAAUCUUUUUAUAACUUCUUUAUCGAAGUUUGAAUUGUUUAAUUAACGUUUGAAUUGUUUAAUCUUUUAUCUUUGAUAAAGUAGAUUCUCAUAAUGAAUAAAGAAUCGGAUUACAUGUUAUAUAUAGUUAUUAGCAAAUAUGCUUAUUAAUUUAGUUAUAUAAUGUCGCAACAAGAAUGCGUGUAAUACCGUAAAUUUUCGUUAUAAACUAUACAUAAAUCUUGUUAGAAGACUAUACUUUUUUUUCUUUGUUAGCACUACAAUACAUUCUUCAUUAAAAUUCACUACAUCAUUGUACAUACAUAUAAAUAUAAAUAGGCAGUAAUGCAUUCAUUAAUAGAAGAAAUUAGCUGCACACUGCAAUAUAAUAUAUAUAUAUAUCUUUAAGUGAAAAGAGGAAAAUUAAGUAUGUGUGUCAUGUGAAACAAGACAUCGAAAAAAUGUUUUACUUUGAUUACAAUAAUUGUUCAGUUCAAUAUGUUGAAGAGUAAAUUUAUGUAGUAUAUACUAAUAUACUCGUUAUGUGUAGUAUAUACUAAUAUACUCGUUUUUCAUAUAUUACAGUAGAAUCUUGAUUAUCCGAACAUCUAUUGUCUAGGUAAAUAUCUCAGAGAAAUUAAUAGUAUUAGUGUAUAGUUUGAAAGAAAUAUGCAUUCAGCAAUUCAAAAAGAAAACAAAGAUGAACAGAAUUAGUUCUAAUAAUCGAAGUUCUAUUGAAAUCAGUAUAUAAAAUUUUUCUUCUGUUUAUAGUAAAUAA
Messenger RNA from Heterotrigona itama, 3283 nucleotides. The record is from the annotation of a GenBank genome assembly. Lineage: Eukaryota; Metazoa; Arthropoda; Insecta; Hymenoptera; Apidae.